GUUGCUCCGGCGGAAAACGCGCCCUUACCGCCCGGCCGGGCAGGUGCGGAGCGACGCGGCGCUGCCGGAGAUGAUCAAUGCCUCUUUCUGCAUGACUAUGGUAUUCAAGAGGUCUGGACUGGGUCAGGAAGCUCUGUGCUGAGGUACCCCUGGAGAGCUACAGGUCCACUUGCAGCUGUUAAGCAUAGGUGUCUCCUGAAUUCUCACUAUGUCUGAUGGGGACUAUGAUUACCUCAUAAAAUUCCUAGCACUUGGUGACUCUGGAGUAGGAAAGACCAGCCUUCUUUACCAGUAUACAGAUGGCAAAUUUAAUUCCAAGUUUAUCACAACUGUGGGCAUCGACUUCCGGGAAAAGAGAGUGGUGUACAGACCCAAUGGGCCAGAUGGCGUUGGUGGCAGAGGACAGAGGAUACAUCUUCAGCUCUGGGAUACUGCAGGGCAGGAAAGGUUUCGUAGCUUAACAACUGCUUUCUUCAGAGAUGCCAUGGGGUUUCUUCUACUCUUUGAUCUGACAAAUGAGCAAAGCUUCCUUAAUGUCAGGAACUGGAUAAGUCAGCUACAAAUGCAUGCGUAUUGUGAAAACCCUGACAUUGUAUUAUGUGGAAACAAAAGUGAUCUGGAGGACCAACGAAUGGUGAAAGAAGAAGAGGCUAAGGAACUUGCAGAAAAAUAUGGGAUACCGUAUUUUGAAACCAGUGCAGCUAAUGGGAAUAAUGUAAGCAAAGCCAUCGAUACACUGCUUGACCUCAUCAUGAAGCGCAUGGAGCGAUGUGUCGAUAAAUCCUGGAUCCCAGAAGGGGUGGUGCGCUCCAAUGGGCACAGUUCUACAGAACAACUGAGUGAGGAGCAAGAAAAAGGCAAAUGUGGCUGCUUGACUCAGCUACAAUUAAAUUUAAUGUACAUGCUAAAUUAUAGUACAGUUGCAGCUUAACUGUUUAACUUAUAGACAAAUCACAUCUCAUAGUUAUGUAAUGAGCAUUAUUAACUCUUGAUAAUAAUCUUUGUGCUUUCCUCUCAAAAAACAAUGACUUUUGCUUGCAAGGUAUGCAGUUUAUUAGUGAUGGGACGAGUUCACCAGUUCGAUGUAGUGCUGCGUAUUCCCUAAAUUCUGUACUUUGGAAGGAAGGAGGGGACUUUUAAUUAACAAGUGUAAAAGCAUCUUUAUGGGCAGUAAGAAAAGGUAGGUUUCUGAAAUAAGGAUUUUUAUUUGCUCUUUGCAGGCUCCAUGAACUCCAAAGACUAAGCAUUUAGACUAGAUAUUGUGACUACUCUUAGUGUCUACAAACUAGCAAGCUUACCAACAUGGUUCUUGAGUCUCUUUUGACAGAAAC
Messenger RNA from Gallus gallus (chicken), 1331 nucleotides. RefSeq names its product RAB27A, member RAS oncogene family (gene RAB27A). Gene Ontology annotation, molecular function: GTP binding; GTPase activity. The transcript has 7 exons. Gene Ontology annotation, cellular component: melanosome; secretory granule. NCBI's taxonomy places the organism in Eukaryota, Metazoa, Chordata, Aves, Galliformes, Phasianidae. Gene Ontology annotation, biological process: melanosome transport; positive regulation of exocytosis. The record is from RefSeq and is marked validated. The coding region runs from base 209 to 931 and encodes 240 amino acids.